UCAUUACCAGUGGAAACAUGAGAGCUUUAAUGGCACUCCUAAUCUAUACUUUAAGCUGAUAUUAGCAUAAUUCAAAAGGAAGAAGUAACUUUAAAAGUAGUAAUGUAAGACAAAACUCACAACGGCCCAUUUGAAAUCUAGGCACAGAACAGCUUCAGUUCCUUUUUUCCUAAUUGUUUUGCUAAGGACACUGGUUUUUAUUUCUCUGCAGUUUACAUCUUCUCAGUCUUCGAAUGUAAAUUAAAGACAUUUAUUUUGCAGCAUCUAGCACAGUAAGUUGCUUCUUUCCUUUGCUCUCAGAGUCAGCUUUCAUUAAGCAAUUUCCUCUUUUCGCUUUGGUCAAGAGGAGUGGCAUAAAGUCAUGAGGUUGAGUAUCACUUGAGGAAAGUUAGUUUUGCCUUUCUUCUUGGAGCCUCUUGGGGAUAGAGACGAAGAAAGGUCAACUCUUCCUCCAACUGGGAGAUCAAUUCCCUGUAACAGAAUCAUUUCAGUGUAGAUACAGAGUUACUAAAGGUAACAUAGGAUUUCGGAAGACUUUGAGCUAGGAGCCUCAGAGGAGACACAAUAUUUAGAAAUCAUUGAAGGCCCAACUUUAACUGAAAACAAACUUCAUAAAUCACUCCAAAAAUGAGUGAGCAGGAGGUGUCUUACUCAAAUGUGAGAUUUAAAAAAUGUUCAGGUUUGCAGAACCAAGUGAGACCUGAGGAGACUCAAAGGGCCAGAGCAGCUGGCCACAGAGAGAGGUCAGUCCCUUGGCAGCUCAUUGUGGUAGCUCUUGUAAUCCUCUGUUCCCUUCGGCUGGUAGCUGUUGCAAUUUUCGUGACAAACAUUUUUCAGUAUACUCAUGAAAAAUAUGAACUGCCAGAGGAAACUCCAAGCCUUAUCAAUAACUGCAGCACCAUGCAAAGUGACAUCGAUUUAAAGGAAGAAAUGCUAAGAAAUAUGUCUAUAAACUGUAGUCAAGGCAAUGAUUUCCUGCAAUCUCUAAACAGAGUACAGACAAGAUGGUACCGUGAAACUAAGACUGUUUUACCUUCCUCUCAGCACACAGGCAAAAAUGUUGAAAUAUACUGGUUCUGUUAUGGUAUAAAAUGUUAUUAUUUCAUCCUGGACACAAAGGCAUGGAAUGGAUGUAAACAGACCUGCCAGGAUUCCAGUUUAUCCCUUCUGAAGAUAGAUGAUGAGGACGAACUGAAGUUCCUUCGGUUCCAGGUUCUUUCAGACCAGUACUGGAUUGGAUUGUCAUAUAAUAAAAGAGAAAAGAAAUGGUCAUGGAUUGAUAAUGGCCAAUCUGAAUUUUCCUUGAACCUAAAGAAAUACAAUGUAAAGGAUGGAGAAUGUAUGUUCUUAUCUAAAAUGAGACUAGAAAAUGCUAAGUGCAUGAACCCCUUCCCAUGUAUUUGUCAGAAGAGACUGGAUAAAUUCCCUCAUUGACUCUCCAACAAGAGUUAAAGGAUUUAGUCUGCUGUGCAAACAGCGAGAUGAGCUGGAAGAGUGUGGGAAUGUUCUCUGGAAUCUGAUGUGGCAGAGCAGAGGCUUCUUCCAUCCUGGUGAAGACAGGACACAUUUUCUCUGGUGCACGGACAUGGUUUGCUUCAAAGUCUCCAGGACUCUGCUCUUUCUGAUUUCUUAAACUCUUAUAGAAUAAAAUCAAAUCCCAAUAACCAACCUGAGUAUUUCAUUAUGAUUAGAAUAAAUCCUGUUAAUUGAAA
Messenger RNA from Rattus norvegicus (Norway rat), 1712 nucleotides. RefSeq names its product immunoreceptor Ly49si1 (gene Ly49si1). The record is from RefSeq and is a predicted model, not a curated record. Gene Ontology annotation, cellular component: membrane; plasma membrane. Gene Ontology annotation, molecular function: carbohydrate binding. NCBI's taxonomy places the organism in Eukaryota, Metazoa, Chordata, Mammalia, Rodentia, Muridae.